UUUUCUUUUUUCUUUUUUUUCUUACCUUUAGGCGAACCCAAGAGCCUGGGUUCGUCACGAUGAACCCAGCUCGUGGGGUCGUCGCGAUGAACCCAGCUCGUGGGUUGGUCGCGAUGAACCCUGCUCGUGGGUUCGCAACGAACCCAGGAGCGUGGAUUCGCGACGGCACUUCAAGCGGAUUGAGAACCCAGCUCGCGCCUGGGUUCACGACUUGGCAGAGAUUGAGAACCCAACUUGCGUCUAAGUAUGUCGCGAACCCAGGCGCGAGCUGGGUUCAUUGCCAACCCAAUCACAUGAGCUGGGUUCAUUGCGAACCCAGUCGCAAACCCAGUCGCGCAAGCUGGGUUCAUCCUAGGUUCGCGAUAAACUUAGGCACCUGGGUUCAUCACAAACCUGCGAGCUGGGUUCGCCUGAAGGUAAAAGGAAAAAAGCUAGAGGAAGUGGGGUGAUGUGAAGAGUGACGUGGAGUCCACAUAAACAUAUUUUACGCGU
Molecule: messenger RNA, 492 nt
Organism: Rubroshorea leprosula
Lineage: Eukaryota; Viridiplantae; Streptophyta; Magnoliopsida; Malvales; Dipterocarpaceae
Source: the annotation of a GenBank genome assembly